GCAAGUCAUGACUGCGUCUACCGCUUACGCUGAAAGCGGAACCUUAUCACACGGAACCAUUCUCUACCGGUUUUAGACAUUCAGUGUGGAGAUAUCAGUAGCGCCCGCGUGUACAUCAUGUCUAAGCGUCUCUACAUCGGAGGACUCAGCCACACUAUCACACAGAAAGACCUGCGGGACCGUUUCGGGAAGUUCGGCUCCGUGGAGGACGUGGAACUCCGAACCAGGAACGAUGAUGAGGGAGUUCCUUACAAGACAUUUGGCUACAUCAACAUCACCAUUUCAGACGGUGAUUUCAAGAAAUGUAUGACUGUUCUGAACAAGGCUAAAUGGAAAGGAGGAACACUGCAGAUCGAGCCUGCCAAGGAGAGUCCUCUGCAGAGACUGGACCAGGAGCGUCAGGCCCGGACCCUGGCCCAGGACAGCCCCGCUAAACCCCAAAAGGACAACAAGGAGAAGGUCCUGGACUCCCUGAGGACCGCCGGAGUGGAGAACUUCCACAUGAAGGCUGCUGUACCAGGGACCGAGGUCCCUGGACACAAGGAGUGGGUGGUGAGUAAGUUCGGCCGAGUGCUCCCCGUCCUGAACCUCCGGUGCGGGAAAGGCAGUAGGAGCAGGAGCAUGAAGUACGACCCGUCCAAACACAGCCACAACAUCAAGAGGCUGGAGGCCGAGCCCGACACCACCUCCGUGGCCCAGCUCACCUGGGAGGUCCCGGGGGGGGACGAUGACAUCAGCAAGAAGAGGAGGGGCGAGUUCCCCCCCACCCAGCCGUGGAGGCCCAAGAGAACCAGGACGGAGCCGGACCCAGCCAGUGCUGAUGCUGAACAGACUAAUGGUCUGGCUGGUGGCCACACGGCUGAGGAGGAGAUCCACAGCAUCUCCCAGGGUGCACCUGGGCCCAGAGAAGAGGAGGAUAUCCUGGAAGUGGUUCGAGCGGACUUCCUGGCGCGGUCCAGAAAGUUCAAUCAAGGUGGGAAGGGAGAGGAGGAGCAGUACGACUCGGCAGACACAGACGAGCUGCUGGCCUCCAACAAGCCUCCGCCCUCCUCCCUCCAAGAGAACGCCAGGAAACGCAGCCUCCCGUCGGCCUCCGGGAGAGACCAGAAGAGGAGAUCUCUUCCUCUGUUCCAGUCGCCCUCCUCCGAUGAAGAGGAUGAAGAGGACAAGGAUAACACGGACGCCCUCAAGCCAUCAGACCCUAAAGCAGACAUGAGCCAACAAUCACAGACGACAAUCUCCCGAUUGAAACCUUCACCUGUGGAAGAUAGAAAUGGAGAGGUAGAGGCAGAGAAUGAUGAAGAGGAUGAGGUAGAGGCAGACAAUAACAAAGAGUCAGAGAAUGAUGAACAGGCUGAGGUAGAGUCAGAUCAUGAUGAUGAAGAAGAAGGUGAUGUAGAGUCAGAUCAUGAUGAAGAGGCUGAUGUAGUGGCAGAGAAUGACCAAGAGGCAGAGAAUGAUAAAGAUGGUGAUGUAGAGGCAGAGAAAGAUGAUGAAGAAGAAGGUAAUGUAGAGUCAAAUGAUGACGAGGGCAGUGAAGAAGAGUCAGAUCAUGAGGAAGAGGGAGACAUAGAGUCGGACGGCGAUGACGAUUCGGACUACGACGCCAUAUUCUCACACUGCACCAGACUGGAGAUCUCCCUGGCUGACCUGCAGCGCAUCGCUAAGGAGGCUGAAACUACAACUCCCAGCAUGCCCCAGCCCCCAGGAGGAGGAGGAGGAGCAGCGGCGGCAGCAGGAGGCCCGGCAGCAGGAGCGCCGUCUCCUCGUCCUAAGAAGGGAACCACUCCUGAGGAGAUCCUAGCCAGCCUCCUGGAGGAUGACAGCGGUGACGACGACAGGAACAACAAGAAGAAGAAGAAGAAGAAGAGGGGCAGCAUGGCGGCCAUGCUGCCCGCCUUCCAGGGAACCAGCGGCCUGCUGGGGGAGGAGGAGGAGGGAGGAGGAACCACCAGGAGCAGCCAGGAGCCAGCAGAACCCUGCAGGGUCUCUCAGAGGGCCGGGACAGAACCACAGGAGAAGGUGGUUCCUCCUCCUGCCUCCACUCAGAAGGUCACAGGUGGUAAGGUUUCUGUAACCAAUGAGGAGGAAGACUCCUCCUCAAGUGAAGAGGAGGAGGAGGUGGAGAAGGAGGCGGUUCCUCCUGCCUCCACUCAGAAGAUGAAAGGUGGUAAAGUUUCUGUGACCAAUGAGGAGGCAGACGACGACUCCUCUAGUGAGGAGGAGGAGGUGCCCCCUGCAUCAAUUCAGAAAAACAAGAGUAGUAACAUUACUGUGACCAAUGAGGAGGAGGAGGAGGAGGAGGACGACUCCUCCAGCGAGGAGGAGGAGGUUCCCCCUGCAUCAAUACAGAAAAACAAGAGUAGUAACAUUUCUGUGACCAAUGAGGAGGACGAUGACGACUCCUCUAGUGAGGAGGAGGAGGAGGUUCCUCCUCCCUCCACCCAGAAGAUCAAAGGUGGUAAUGUUUCUGUGAUGGAGGAGGACGAUGACGACUCCUCCUCUAGUGAGGAGGAGGAGGAGGUUCCCCCUGCCUCCACCCAGAAGAUUAAAGGUGGUAACGUGUCUGUGACAAAUGAGGAGGACGAUGACGACGAUUCCUCUAGUGAGGAGGAAGAGGAGGUCCCUCCGGCCUCCACUCAGAAGAUCAAAGGUGGUAACGUGUCUGUGACCAAAGCCGACGAAGACGACUCUUCCUCCAGUGAGGAGGAGGAGGAGGUUGGGGUGACGGCGGCGGCGACGGCAUCACACCUCAGUCAGGAGAAUUCAUCCAGCAGCAGCAGCGAGGAAGAGGAGGAGGAAGAUGAGGAAGGGGUGCAGCAGGUGGCAGCAGCAGGGCCAGACAGAGUCCUGGACCCUAAGCGGCAGCUCCUGGACAACAAGAAGAGGCUGCAGGCUGUGGUCCGGAGGCACCAGGCCACCCAGAACCUGAGAAGCCUGAUCCAGGGAGCCCUAGCCAGCCUGGACGCGUCUGCUGCCGCCCCAGGCCAACACAUCGUCUUCGGCUCCGAUGAAGAGGAGGAGGAGCCUGAUGAGGCAGCAGCACCAGCCAACUGCAAGGCUCCUCUGAAAGAGAAGGACCUGAAGAAGGCGUCUGGCUCCAAGCUGUUUGAGGAUGAGGAGGAUGAAGGAGAGGGAGAUGAUGACAGGUUUCUGAUCAAACCUCAGUUUGAAGGCCGAGCCGGACGCAAGCUGAUGGCGAUCCAGUCGGGGUUCGGGAUAGACGAUCGGUUCCGGAUGGAUUCUCGCUUCGCAGAGAGCGAUGAAGAGGGGGAGGAAGAGAAGGGGGAGGCAACAGGCGAGGUGGUGAAGAGUGGAGUGGAGGAAGAGGAGGAGUGUCUGGACGAGGAGAGGAAGACAAACCUGUCCAUCCUGCAGAGCGUCCUGAAUGACAACCCGCAGCUCAACACAAAGCCCAAGGCCGUCGCCAAGACGCACACCUUCAGAGAUGCGCAGGCGCUGCACUACGACCCCAGCCGUCAGGAGCACGAGGUGUUUGAGGACAAGAUGGAGGACGCCGCCAAAGAGGGCAAGGCGAGCAGGAAGAAGAAGAAGCAGAAGGCGGCGGAGCUCCCGGAGGUUUCCAAGGAGAUGUACUACGACGUGAGUGCGGAGCUGAAGGGGGUGUUCGGAGGGGGGGCGCCGGGGGGCGUCGCCGCCCCGCAGGAGGCCCCCUGCUGGGACCGCCAGGAGGAGGCCCCGGAGGAGGGGGAGACGCAGGGGGAGACGCAGGGGGAGACGCAGGGGGAGACGGAGGAGCAGUCCGUCUUCAAGUUCUCCUUCUUCCAAGAGGAGACGCCAGCGAUCAAGGAGACAGAGUAUCGGGUGGAGGCCAUCAAAGAGCCGCGGGUGUCGUGGCAACUCGAAUCUGGUUUCCAUGACAGCAGCGACGACGAUGAGGAUGAGGACGAGGCUGCUGCUGCUGGGGUUGAUGAUGAAGAAAAGGUCCGACAGAGCAGCUGUGAUCCCGCAGAGGAGAGCGUGAUGUCUUGUAACAGGGAAUUAUUCUUCUACUACCCUGAGGACAGCAGACUGACAGACGGUCCUCUGUCCUUCUGCCGCUCAACUCUCCUGAAGGAAAACGACUGGGAGGAGAAAAGAAACGCACUCAUACAGGACUGUCGCAAUACCCACAAGAAAGCCCGCAGGAAAUGCACCAAGAAGCGCUGAGGAUUGUGGGUAACCAUGUGGUGGCUGUCGGGCUGAAAGGAACAGCGGUCAUCUCUCCAUCAGCUUCCUGUUUCUUUGUGCCUGCUUCCUUUGAUACUUCCAUUCAUCCCCGGAACACGAUUGGCCGGUCUUUCUCUCAACCGUUAACCCCUGGAAUCCUAGAGCAGUACUUCCUGCAUAACAGGAAGUACAUCAGCAGGUAGUGUGAGGCCACUUCCUGUACUGACUAGACAUUAAUUUCAGUGUGGUUUUAUUUUAUAGUAUUAUAUAAGAGUCAGUUAAGAGCCGACAUCUUGUCUUCUCUCCGGCAUUAUUUUCUUAAUGUCAUUUUAGGCAAUGCCUCGGGUACUGUCUUUCAUUCACAGAACUAUGAGUACAGUCAGAAACACUUAGGUUUAAGUUGGUCAGAACUAUGUAUACAGUCAGAGACACUUUUGGUUUCAAUCGAUCAGAACUAUGAGUACAGUCAGAAACACUUAGGUUUCAAUCGGUCAGAACCAUGAGUAAAGUCAGAGACACUUUGGUUUCAAUCGAUCAGAACUAUUAGUACAGUCAGAAACACUUUGGUUUCAAUCGGUCAGAACAAUGGGUACAGUCAGAAACACUUUGUUUACAUCAGUUUCAGCCUUUCAUUACCAGAACUGUACAGUCAGAGUAUAGCAGGGCAUCAGCGGCCAUCUUGUGUAUAUAUAUGAUUGUUGAUGUGUAUAUACAUGCAGCAGGAUGGCCAAUUAUGAAGCAUGAAAUAUUAACAGAGGGCAUCGAUAAGAACAGCUGAUAGCCCUGUGUGCUGCUAGUGGAACAGCUUGCUUCUUAUUUAAGCAGUUGAAACAGGAAACAUGGAUUAGGUUAGGGACAAGAACAGCUUUGUAUCAAAUAAAGUCAUUAAAAAGAAACUGUU
Gadus morhua (Atlantic cod) is the source of this 5071-nucleotide messenger RNA. It is a transcript of the gene nol8, whose product is annotated as nucleolar protein 8. The record is from RefSeq and is a predicted model, not a curated record. Lineage: Eukaryota; Metazoa; Chordata; Actinopteri; Gadiformes; Gadidae. Gene Ontology annotation, cellular component: nucleolus. Bases 118 to 4170 code for a protein of 1350 amino acids. Gene Ontology annotation, biological process: protein localization to nucleolus. The transcript has 18 exons. Gene Ontology annotation, molecular function: RNA binding.